AUGAUUGAACAAGCUUGGAUUAUAAAGGCUCUAGAUGAAAAUAAGCGGUUCCAAAGAUUAAAAGUUCUCAAUCUUAGUCACAGUAACAAUCUAGCUACAUGCCUAGACUUUUCAUGGUUUCCUCACUUGGAGCGAUUGGAUCUUGGAUACUGCAUAUCCUUGGAUAAGUUAGACGAAUCCAUCGGGCAAUUGAGUCAACUCAAAAAUCUUAUUCUUAAAUGUUGCGACUCACUAAAGAAGUUGCCUGAUUCUAUUGGUGAUCUAGACUCUCUAGUCCAACUUGACUUGUCAAGGUCAAAUAUUGAAGAACUCCCAGACAACAUUUCCAUGCUGAGUUCUCUUGUUGAACUUGUUCUUACGGAUUGCAGAUCACUCAAGAAGUUGCCUGAGUCCAUUGGGUAUUUAAAAUCUUUGGUUAAGCUAAAAUUGACUAAUGUUUCAAAAAUUGAGGAAUUACCUGAUGGUGUUGGACUAUUAGAGAAGCUUGAGGUAUUAGAUGCUUCUAGUUGUCCUAAACUAGUGAAGCUACCAAGAUCAAUGGGGAGAAUGAGGUGCAUGCAUCACAUUAACCUGAAACGAACCAGUAUUUCAAAAAUUCCUGAAGAUUUCCCAAUGCAUUCAAACAUAUUUGAGUUGAAAAUGCCUGUGAGGCUUCAAUCCCUCCCGAUAGAUCUGUCACGCUUGGAAUAUUUGAACCAAUUAAACCUUCUUAAGUGUGAGAAGUUGGAAUACCUCCCAGAGCUUCUCUCAAGUUUAGUUCAGCUGUGUUGUGAAGAUUGUUUUUCAUUGGUAAGACUGCCGGAUUUAUCAAGGCUGAAAACUUUGACGAUAUUAUGUCUUGAGGGUUGUAUAAAGUUGGAAGAGAUUCAAGGCCUUAGGGGGAAAACUAUACUUGGUAGAACUCAAUGUCCGAGGAUGCCAUAA
Molecule: messenger RNA, 924 nt
Organism: Telopea speciosissima
Lineage: Eukaryota; Viridiplantae; Streptophyta; Magnoliopsida; Proteales; Proteaceae
Product: disease resistance protein RPV1-like
Exons: 2
Coding region: 1-924 (307 amino acids)
Source: RefSeq, a predicted model, not a curated record